Molecule: messenger RNA, 2367 nt
Organism: Ambispora gerdemannii
Lineage: Eukaryota; Fungi; Glomeromycota; Glomeromycetes; Archaeosporales; Ambisporaceae
Source: the annotation of a GenBank genome assembly
AUGGAUAACUACAUACAAAAAAAUAUCGUGAAAGCGAAAAUUGAAUUAUCAGGCCUUAGUUGCUCUAGUUGUGUUCGAUCAAUCGAGCAAAAUUUAGAGAAAUUGCCAGGAGUCUUGAAGAUACAUGUAAACUUGUUGAUGAGUAAUGCUACUUUGGAAUUUGAUCAGACACAAAUUACACUCGAUCGAAUUACUCAAACUAUUCGAGAUGCUGGGUAUAAAGUUGAACAUGUUAACAUCGUAAUUACACAACAACAAGACCCAUCAUUAUCAAAAUCUCUAUCAAACUUUGAUAAUGUACUUUCAGUAGCAAAAAAAGCCUCUGAUGAUACAAUGGUAGAAGAUUAUAAUAACAAUGAUAAAAUAAAUGCAAGUUGCGCUCUGCAAAAAGUCCCGGAUCUCAAUAUAACAAACAUGAUACCACCAUCAACAUCAACCAAUUCAACGCGUACGAUGGCAACUGUACGAUUAGAAAUAACAGGAAUGACGUGUGCAUCAUGUGUUAGUUCAGUACAAGCAGCAAUAGAAGGCUUGGACGGAGUGGAAAACACGCAAGUGAAUUUACUCACCAAUGAAGCAACGGUAAAAUACAACCCAAAUAAAAUUGGUACGCGUGAUUUAGUUGAAGCAGUCACCGAAGUUGGGUUUGAAGCUAAGCUAAUAUCGUCGACCACAAAAAAUCAUAAUCUCGGAAAUACGAUACGAGAACGUGCAGAAAGAGAGCAACGACGAUUAAAAGAUCGAUUUCUCAUGUCACUUUGGUUCGCUAUACCCACUUUCGUAAUUUCAAUGAUAUUUAUGACUGCUCUACCAGCCUCCAAUGAUGUACGCAUGGCAUUCAUGAAACAAAUCAUACCGGGAUUAGGAGUGGGAACAUUAAUACUUUUCUUAUUGGCAACACCUGUUCAACUCUAUCUCGGUGGUCCGUUUUAUGUGAAAGCAUGGAAAUCAUUAUAUUAUGCGCGGGUUGCAAAUAUGGAUACACUAGUGACAAUCGGUACGACAAUCGCGUAUGUCGGAUCAAUUGUGAAUGUUGUUGUCCCAGUAGCAUAUAAGGAUGAUCGACCAAGCCAACAAUUCUUCGAAACUAGUGUUUUAUUAUUCACGUUUAUUUUGCUGGGAAGAUGGAUGGAAGCAAAAGCAAAGGGAAAAACAUUCGAAACUAUAACGAAAUUAAUGGAAUUACAACCAGAUAAAGCAGUUUUGGUGAAAUUUAAUCAAAAUGGAAAAGUUGAUGAUUCGUUUACUGAACAUGAAAUCGAUUCGGAUUUAAUUCAAGUCGAUGAUAUACUUAAAGUAAAUGCGGGAGGAAGAAUUCCAUGCGAUGAUGAGUCAACGAUAACUGGUGAAUCGAUUCCCGUAUCAAAAGGAGUCGGUGAUAUCGUAAUAAGCGCAACAGUAAAUCAAACAUCAUCAAUCUGGAUAAAAGCAACAAGAGUUGGUACAGACACAACAAUAUCACGUAUCAUAAAUCUCGUACAAGAAGCACAAUCAAGUAAAAAAGCACCAAUCGAAGAAUUCGCCGAUAAAGUAUCUCACAUCUUUGUCCCAGUUGUGAUUGGAAUAGCAUUGUCGGUGUUUAUAGUAUGGGUUGGCUGUGGCGGAACUGGUAGAAUCCCAAGUGAUUGGUUAGGUAAAGACCAAAAUUAUGUGAUGUUUUCAUUAUUUUUUGCUAUUUCUGUGAUGGUAGUAGCGUGUCCUUGUGCGAUGGGUCUUGCUUCACCGACUGCGAUCAUGGUAGGCACGGGAAUAGCAGCAAAACUUGGAAUAUUGAUAAAAGGAGGAGGAGAAGCAAUUGAACUAGCAAACAAGAUAAAUGUGAUUGCAUUUGAUAAAACGGGAACUUUGACUUUCGGUAAACCCAAAGUUAUCGACAAGAAUUUAUUCUAUCCUAAAGAUCCAUUGGAAAAUGCACGACAAUGUGAACAAUUAUUAAUGCGAAUUAUCGGUUUAGUUGAAUCGUCAAGUGAUCAUCCAUUAGCAAAAGCUGUUUCUCAAUAUGUCGUGGAUCAAAACACCACUGACCGAAACCCGAGCAACGUGACACUAAAGGCUGUUAGAGAAGCGCCUGGUAAAGGACUCAAAGCAAGAGUAAAAGUUGAUUCCGCACCCCCGAAUUUCUUCCCUGCUGAUGCUAAUCCGUAUUACAAUGUGUUUAUCGGGAAUGAAAGAUGGUUAUUUGAGCAUAAUUGCAUUUACCCAUCUCAUAUAACAAAGCAAGAAGCGAAAAAUACGCUGCGUCAUUGGAAGUUAAGCGGUUCUUCGGUCGUGUUGGUUGGAUUGAGAAAGGCGUCGGAGAAGAAAGGAGGAUUGAUACUGGCUCAGUUUGCUGUGGCGGAUACACCGAGAUCAGAUGCAGCGAAAACU